AUGGCAUCCAAACUGAUUGACUCGUGGUGGUUCGGCGAUAGACCCCGCGACAUACCCUUCUGGCUGCGCGAUACCUAUCCAGUACUGAGGGACCCUUCCGGCAUCGAGGUCGUGUCGAGCAUGGAAGAACUGACCGAUCAUCAUCAAAAGAACGAUCGACCAGGCGACUCGGCCAUUUGGGCAUUCCAGAUCGAACAGUACAUCGCCCGCAAGUCGGGUCUAUCACAGCCAAGCCCAAAGGCGGUGACUGUUGCCUCCGCUGAUGCAUACCGCCCAACAAUGCGAAAUGAGGCACGAGUCUUCGAACUACUUCCGGCAGUAUCGCAAGAAGAGCUUCGCGGCCGACUGCACUACGUCAAUCUGGAUUUCGAACAUGGUAGCCUUGAUCUGGACCUCGUGGAAUUCGUUGGUGGAGAUCCUAAAUUUAGGCCUACCAGCGGUGUCUACCGGCCUCAGAUUGGGCGCAGGGCGGAUUUUGGCGUCUCCAUGCAGUUGUUGAAGAAGAUCUCGUACACUGCGGUCAGCUAUGUCUGGGGAUCGGGAGAGUUUUUGCACGUGGUCAAGCUGCCUAGUCAUGACCUGGCAGUCACUGCGACGGUCGAUACUAUCCUAAAGCGCUUGCGUGGAGAAACGAGUUCCGUCUUCCUGUGGAUUGACCAGAUUUGUAUCGAUCAACGAAGUCUGGACGAUAAAACUGCCCAGGUGCAGCUCAUGGGCACCAUCUACAAGAAAGCGAGGAAUACCGUCGCAUGGCUUGGAGACGAACCUGAUAAUGGGGCGCUCAGAGCUCUUCAAGGCUUGUACGAAGCCACGAUGGGCCGUGAUGAAGAUCUGCUUGAGGAUGAGCUGGAAUAUCUUCGACACCCGCUGAACGAAGAAGCAGACACCUUCGAAAGCCUCCUAAAGCUUUCCAAUCGAGCGUGGUUUCAGAGGACGUGGAUCGUGCAGGAGGCGAUCUUGUCACAUUCCCUAUUCCUUAUGAUUGGAUCUGAGACUGUCCUUUGGGAUGAUUUCGGCGGGCAGUGCGCGAGUGUUGACCAUCUCGACUUGUUUGAAGAUUCGAAUGCACAUGUUGGAAGUGGUGUCCGGGCCAUACGCAACCCCGGACUGAAGAUCGCCGCUGAAAUGAGGCCUGCCAGAGACAUGUGCUUUGGACUUAAUGGGAGCGAGUCACUGCUGAACUGGCUUAUGAGGACCUCUUCUAUCAGGUCACAGCAGCCGCUAUUAAGGAAGUUCAAGCUACGAUUGCGAGGCCAUGAUCUGACGCGGAUACUGGACGCCGUGGAUCAUGACCCUGAGCUAAGCCAUCUGCCUUCGUGGGUCGUGGAUUGGUCUCUCCCAAGGCGGACUAUCUCUUUGGCACCCACGAGUUCUGUGUUGUCAAUUUACAAAGCUGGAGGGGACUUGAACAUAAAGACAGCAUUCCACACACCCGACGAACAGGGUCGUCUGGGACUCAGAGUGGCCUUCUUCGACACCAUCGUUGAUCUAUCCUCUCCCGUCACGGAUGCGUCAUUGACGAAUCAAGAUCCCAUGAAUCACAAUACCGGCUUGAAAGAAGCAAUCUUAUUCGUCAAUGAACAAGAUACCUCACAUGUCAACAACUUCUUCGACAUCUUCUGCACAACGCUAGUAGCAGGCAAAGACCGCUCCGGCAUGCAAAAGCUCCCCAAAGAAUACAUCGAGAUCCUCAGCCUGCUCUGCGACGAAACCACAGGCCGCAAACCCUCACUUCCACAACAAAUCUACACCCCCCGGCAAUCAAAAGGCUACUUCACCCUCUCGAGCCUGAGCAAACGACAGCCCGGCCGCACGUUCCAGAAUCUGAAGCGGGCGUUUCGGAAUGCGAUGCUCAACAGGCGGUUAUGUUGGACUUCAAGGAGCCAUUUGGGACUGGUGCCGAGGUUCGCUCGGGGAGGGGAUGAGGUUUGGGUUGUGCCUGGGCUUGCGGUGCCUUUUGUGGUGCGGAGGCGUGGGGAGGGGCGGUUUGUGCUUAUUGGGGUGGCUUAUGUUUGCCUUUAUGAUCGCGACACAGUUCCAGCCAAGGCCUCUACCCGCGCAGCCCACAAUGUCAAGCAAAUUGGCACGCUUGCUUCCGGCGAUUCGUUCAAUCCCGGCGAUGCCUUGCACGCACUCUCAGCUGAGGUGAAUUCUUUCGGCGACAAACACCGCAUUGGCAAGGCCUCGCCGAUACCUGGUACUUGUCCACCCUCAAAGUUUACGGAGCAGUUCCAUACGAUAUGUUGUUCGAUGAUAUACCAGAUGGUAUUACAACGGAGUCGAAGCUGGCAUGUCCGACGGUGCAUCGACUUUCAGAAGACGUGGAUCGGAAUAUCGGCGACUUUCGGAGAGCGGUGUGGGAGUACACACUACGGCUCUUGA
Messenger RNA from Zasmidium cellare ATCC 36951, 2382 nucleotides. RefSeq lists its product as uncharacterized. The coding region runs from base 1 to 2382 and encodes 793 amino acids. The transcript has 3 exons. The record is from RefSeq and is a predicted model, not a curated record. NCBI's taxonomy places the organism in Eukaryota, Fungi, Ascomycota, Dothideomycetes, Mycosphaerellales, Mycosphaerellaceae.